AUGACUCCAGGAAUUAGUAAACCAUUUCUCUUCCUUUCCACUGCAAAAGAAAUAUGGGACAGUGUGACUCGGAGCUAUUCUAAGAAGGGAAGGGCUCCACGAAAGUUUGAGCUAAAAAGGAAAAUUCAAAGCAUCAAGCAGGGAAACUCCUCCGUGACAGAGUAUUUUAAUACUCUUAUGGUGUUAUGGCAGGAGCUAAAUCUUCACCAACGCUUUGAGAUCAAGGACACUGAAGUCGCUAAACAACUUGUUGAGAUCUUGGAGGAGGAUCGUGCUUUUGAAUUCCUUGCUGGACUCAACUCAGAUUUUGUCGAAGUCAGUGGGAGGAUUCUUGGAAAGGAGCCUCUUUGCUCUUUGGAGGAAAGUUUAUCGUAUGUGAGUAAUGAAGAAGAUCGGAAAGCAGUUCUCUCUAAAACUGUUAUUUUCGAAGUCUCUGUCCUCAAAACCGAAGGAGUUCUGUUCAAUGCUGGACUGUAUAAAAAUCCUAAUAAAAAGGGAGAAACCGACUAA
Molecule: messenger RNA, 510 nt
Organism: Cornus florida
Lineage: Eukaryota; Viridiplantae; Streptophyta; Magnoliopsida; Cornales; Cornaceae
Exons: 1
Coding region: 1-510 (169 amino acids)
Source: RefSeq, a predicted model, not a curated record